GAACAAUCACUCGCACACAAAACACACACUCUUCUAGAUAUAUAGAGAAGGAUUCUUAAUUAGAUACGUACGUAGUACCUUUUCUUAUCCGAUCCGGCUAAGUUACAUAUCCUCUCUUCUUUUUCUUUUUUAACUAGGGUUUCGGGAAUUCGAGAUUACUAACAUCAAGAAAGCAAAUCUUUAUCCGUACGUACUUUUUAACAAAAGAGACACAACCUAAGUUAUCUAUCAAGAUCUUGUUGAGAUAUCUUUAGAUAGAGAGAGAGAGAUGUUUCGUUUUCCGGUGAGUCUUGGAGGAGGUCCACGUGACAAUACCAAGCAGUCUGAUGAGCAGCAGCAUCAUCGGGCGGUGGUUGAUGAGGUUGACUUUUUCAGAUCAGCGGAGAAGAGAGAUAGGGUUGCACGUGAUGAACAAAACAUUAUCACCGACGAUGAGACUCAUAUGGUUCAUGUCAAAAGGGAGAUCAAUUCACGUGUUGAUGAUCAUCAUGACGAUCGUUCUACUGAUCAUAUCAAUAUUGGACUAAAUCUUCUAACUGCGAAUACGGGAAGCGACGAGUCAAUGGUGGAUGAUGGGUUGUCUGUGGAUAUGGAAGAGAAACGUACAAAGUGUGAGAACGUACAACUUCGAGAAGAGCUAAAGAAGGCGAGUGAAGAUAACCAAAGACUAAAGGAAAUGCUAAGUCAAACAACCAAGAACUUCAACUCCUUGCAGAUGCAACUUGUUGCUGUCAUGAGGCAACAAGAAGAAGAUCAUCAUCACCUGGCUACGACCGAGAACAAAGACAAUGCCAAGAGCCGACAUGAAGUGCCCGAAAUGGUUCCAAGACAGUUUAUCGAUUUGGGACCGCCAUCUGAUGAAGCAUCGUCCGAGGAGAGGACUACUGUUCGGUCAGGAUCUCCUCCAUCGCUUCUAGAGAAAUCUAGCCCACGUCAAAAUGGAAAGAGAGCGCUUGCAAGAGAAGAAAGCCCUGAAACCGAAUCCAACGGCUGGAGAACCCCUAACAAAGUUCCUAAACACCACGCGUCCUCCAGCAAUGGCAAUGGAAAUAACAAUGUUAUCGAGCAAUCAACCGCCGAAGCCACCAUGCGUAAAGCUCGUGUCUCCGUUCGCGCUCGAUCCGAAGCCCCAAUGUUAAGCGAUGGAUGUCAAUGGAGAAAAUACGGACAGAAAAUGGCGAAAGGAAACCCGUGCCCUCGAGCUUAUUACCGUUGCACAAUGGUCAAUGGAUGCCCCGUUCGCAAGCAAGUGCAACGUUGUGCGGAAGACAGAACCAUUCUCAUAACAACCUAUGAAGGAAACCAUAACCAUCCAUUACCUCCAGCAGCUAUGAGUAUGGCCUCGACCACAACUGCAGCAGCAAGCAUGCUUCUCUCAGGCUCCACCAUGUCAAGCCAAGACGGUUUAAUGAACCCAACAAAUCUAUUGGCUCGAACAAUGUUACCAUGUUCCUCAAGCAUGGCCACUAUCUCAGCAUCUGCACCGUUCCCAACCAUUACAUUAGACCUCACAGAGUCACCAAACGGUAAUAAUUUAACCAAUAACCCGUUGAUGCAAUUCUCUCAACGGUCUGGUUUCGCGGAGUUGAACCAAUCGGUUUUGCCUCAAAUGAUGGGUCAAGCUUUGUAUUACAACCAACAGUCUAAGUUCUCAGGAUUGCAUAUGCCGUCUCAGUCGCUAAACGCUGGCGAGAGCGUUAGUGCCGCUACUGCAGCCAUCGCCUCGAAUCCAAACUUUGCAGCGGCUCUGGCUGCAGCCAUAACGUCUAUCAUCAAUGGUUCGAAUAAUCAGCAGAAUAAUGGGAGCAGCAAUAACAGUAACGUUACGACGAGCAACGGACAAUAACAUUUUCUUUAUAUGUUUUAGUUAGUUCCUUUUUUAUUGGUUGAUUUUUUUUUUGGUUUUUUUUUUCUUUUUAACUUUUGAUUUUUAGUCACGGCUUCUUUUUUUUUUUCUUUCUUUCCUGAACAACAAUGAGUCUUGAGAGCAAAUUUUUUAUAUCUCAUUCGUUGUGUAUGAUCGACUAUUAUGUUCAGGACAUAGAUUGCUUAAAUUUUUCCGAAAGCAAUGACUUCUUAUGAAGUCAAAUACGCAUCUUGGACUAUAAAAUCGUAGACCCGUCUAUGUGCCUUUGUGAAACAA
This is a messenger RNA of Capsella rubella, 2143 nucleotides long. RefSeq names its product WRKY transcription factor 42. NCBI's taxonomy places the organism in Eukaryota, Viridiplantae, Streptophyta, Magnoliopsida, Brassicales, Brassicaceae. Gene Ontology annotation, molecular function: DNA-binding transcription factor activity; sequence-specific DNA binding. The transcript is spliced from 6 exons. The record is from RefSeq and is a predicted model, not a curated record. Bases 269 to 1846 code for a protein of 525 amino acids. Gene Ontology annotation, biological process: regulation of DNA-templated transcription.